Penicillium arizonense is the source of this 1188-nucleotide messenger RNA. RefSeq names its product DUF2461 domain-containing protein. The transcript has 8 exons. The record is from RefSeq and is a predicted model, not a curated record. Lineage: Eukaryota; Fungi; Ascomycota; Eurotiomycetes; Eurotiales; Aspergillaceae. The coding region runs from base 1 to 1188 and encodes 395 amino acids.
AUGCCUCCCUCGUCUCGGCCAGUUACCGCGUCGCCUGAAGCGCCUGUGGCGCCAAAGCGACGCGCUUCAGCUCGACUUUCCGCCGUGGGACCAGAGGUCAAACGGGUCAGGUCGAACGUCGACCUGCCCCACCGCAGGGCUAAAUCCACGACGAAGAAGAGCAAGUACUUCGAACCGGAAAGCUCUGACGAACCUGGUCUCGAGUCCGAUGCCUCGCAGGGCGCCACCUCUGGCUCCGCGUACGAAGAAGGAAAGGAAUCUUCCUCAGAGGCAGAGCCGGAGGAGCCUUCCGAGAGCGAGGAAGACACCAAACCGAAGGCCGGCCCCAAGGGUGGCUCGCGGCAAAGCGCCAGUAGCGCAAAGGGCCAAGAGCUUUGGCGCGAGGGCGUCAGGACCGGCCUGGGACCCGGAAAGGAAGUUAUCAUCGCAAAGCCCAAGGCGCGAGACGCGGGAAAUACCCCAUACAAGGAUGAGACACUGCACCCCAACACCAAGCUGUUCCUGAUCGACCUGGCGGAGAACAAUGACCGCCAAUGGAUGAAGGCGCACGAUCCGGACUACCGCGCGGCAAAGAAGGACUUUGAGACGUUCAUUGAGACUCUCACAUCCAAAAUAUCGGAGGUGGAUGCCACCGUCCCCGAACUUCCUGCAAAGGACCUGAUAUUCCGCAUCCACAGGGAUGUUCGCUUCAGCAAGAACCCACUUCCAUACAAGACCCAUUUCUCUGCAGCUUGGUCUCGCACUGGUAAGAAGGGCCCAUACGCCGCAUACUAUGUGCACUUCCAGCCUGGCUCUUGUUUUGUCGGCUGUGGUCUGUGGAACCCAGAGGCAGAGCCGCUUGCUCUGCUCCGAGAGGACAUCGACGAGCAUGCGGACCGCUGGAAGGAAGUACUCCGGGAGCCCGAGCUGCGCCGCGAGUUUCUGAAGGGAGCAUCCGAUGAUGACGACGCGGUUGUGAAUGCCUUUACGCAUCACAAUAGGGAAUCUGCUCUCAAGGUCAAGCCCAAGGGCUACGACGUGAACAAUGAGAACAUCAAGUUGCUACGUCUACGCAGUUUUACGAUGGGAAAGCCUAUGGCUGAUGAGGAUCUGGCUGGUUCGGAUGCCCAGGAGAAGAUAGCAGCCUUGGUGGCUAUCAUGGAGCCCUUCGUGACGUAUCUGAACAGUGUUGUUAUGCCCGAUCAGUAA